Tricharina praecox is the source of this 912-nucleotide messenger RNA. RefSeq names its product 24 kDa ras-like protein. Gene Ontology annotation, molecular function: GTP binding; GTPase activity; GDP binding. Gene Ontology annotation, biological process: signal transduction. The coding region runs from base 108 to 773 and encodes 221 amino acids. Gene Ontology annotation, cellular component: plasma membrane. The record is from RefSeq and is a predicted model, not a curated record. Lineage: Eukaryota; Fungi; Ascomycota; Pezizomycetes; Pezizales; Pyronemataceae. The transcript is spliced from 4 exons.
GGGCCUCAUCGCACAUCACACAGACGUCGCAGCGAUAAAGCAUUCAUCCUCCGUCAACAGGAAACUCUCUCAACACCAACACCAUCAACAACAACACCACACACAUCAUGUCUCCCGCACAGUUUCUGCGCGAAUACAAAUUGGUCGUGGUAGGAGGAGGAGGCGUCGGCAAAUCGUGUUUAACGAUCCAGCUCAUCCAGAGUCACUUUGUGGACGAGUAUGACCCUACAAUUGAAGACUCGUACCGCAAGCAGUGCGUGAUUGACGAUGAAGUCGCACUUCUCGACGUGUUGGAUACCGCAGGCCAGGAAGAGUACUCUGCGAUGCGGGAGCAGUACAUGCGCACGGGAGAAGGCUUCCUCUUGGUCUACUCCAUCACCAGCCGGACGAGUUUCAUCGAGAUUGCCACAUUCCAACAACAGAUUCUGCGAGUGAAGGACAAGGAUUACUUCCCGGUGAUUGUCGUGGGAAACAAGUGCGAUCUGGACAUGGAUCGGGCUGUCAGUCAGCAAGAGGGCCGUGACUUGGCCGCCCACUUCUCGUGCCGGUUCAUCGAAACCUCGGCGAAAGCUAGAAUCAAUGUUGACGAGGCCUUCUACAACUUGGUCCGUGAGAUCCGUCGGUACAACAAAGACCAGGCCGGAGGUUCGGCCUCGCCGGGUGGAGGUCCCGGUACCCAAAGCGGUGGCAACGGUGGAGCCGGCGGUGGCCCAGGAUACAACAAGGAACAAGACAACAACGCAGGCUGCUGCGGCAGUUGCGUCAUCUUGUAAGGUGGUGGCGGCGACGACGAUGAGGCGAGUCGAAAAGGAACUUUCAAUAAACGAUACGACACGACACGUCCCCGGGCGGCACCAUCAAUCGGUUGUACCGCUGGCGCAAAAAACCCCCUUCCUUUUUUCUUUUCCUUAC